AUGUAUAGUUCUCUAUUUAAAGAUGAAGAUGGUUUUUCUGACGACUUGAGUGAUUUUGAUGUUCCUGUCUGUAAACCAGGAAGUGAGAAGAAGUCCCUUUCAUUCUCUAGUGAAAAAAGGAACAACUUCGAUAAUAAGCUAAAUGUUUCAUCUACCAAAAGAAUAGUUGUGAAAGAUGAAGUUAAGGAUCAAUUAGAGAACCAGACUAAUAUUUUGAACGAAGAUUUAAAACCUAUUGCUGCUAACAAAGAUCUGAAGCAUCCAGUACUUGAAGAUACAUCAGCUACUGACAAAUUGAUCGAUUUUGAUCUGAUUGACAGUUUUGAAAAUGAAGAUUUCUGUGAUGAAGACAUUGAAGAUGAUGUCAUACUGCCUACCUUUAGGAGAAAAAGCUCAAAUAAGAUACUUAGUGAUGAUGAAAAUGAAGAUUCUGAAUCUUUGUUGAAAGAUGUUUGUUCAAUGAACCUCAAGCCUAAAACAGUUAAGGUCUCAGAUAUCAAUUGCAGGUCAAAUGAUGACAUUAAAGAAAACGUUUCUUCAACUGUUUUACCUCUGGAAAACAAAACGAAUUUUAAUUCAACAUGUCAAAGCAUGUUCAAUUAUGAACAAAAUCUUUGUCAACUGCAAAAGAAAAUAAAGCAAUCUACUAGUUCGGAACUACAACCUGUAUUAUCUUCUCUGCAUGAGCUGAAUAUAAAUAUUAUGACAAAAAUAUGUGAUACUAUUAAGAAUCAGCCAUCUUUGCUUACUCAAAACAAAGAUUUGAAUUAUCUAAUUAACAUCAGGCAAAAGAUAUUAGACCAACAAAAUGAAGCAAAAAAUAGCUUUUCUUCAAUCUCAAAAGCAACUGCUAGUGCUUCUAAUAACUUAAUGACAGAUAUAGACUGUAGUACAAGUAACUUAGAAUCAUCUUCAGAAUUUCAAAAAUUGAAAUCAGUACCAUUGUUUACUACUGCUGAUAAAUUUAAUUCUCAAUCCAAUAUCUAUGAUGGAGGAAAAAAAGAAAGUUCUACCUUUGAGCCUGAGAAGUUUGAACAACAAAAACCUACCUCUUCUGAUUACUUUGCGAAAAAUAACAGUGUAAACCAAUCAAUAAAUAUCAUUGAAGAUAUUGAGACUCAAGAAUUUGACCCAACGAUAUAUGACAUAAGUGAUGAUGAAGCAAAUUCUCCAGCUCUGCAUGAAAAUGCUCAAAACUUUGAUCUGGAGAAUGAAAAAGGUGGAGGAAAAAGUUUGUGUUAUCAAUUGCCUGCUUUAGUUACACCAGGUGUAACUAUUGUGAUAUCACCAUUAAGGUCUUUGAUUAUGGAUCAAGUUCAAAAAUUGUGCUCUUUGGAUAUUAAUGCUAGCAGUUUAACUGGCGAUACUGAUACAACUACAGCCAAUAAUAUUUAUCGGCAACUUUCAUCUAGGGAACCCAGCCUUAAAUUACUAUAUUUGACCCCAGAAAAGAUUUGUGCAAGUGCAAAACUUGUAUCCUCUCUUGAAAGUCUUUAUGCAAGAAAAGUGAUUCAACGUUUUGUUAUUGAUGAAGCACACUGUGUGAGCCAGUGGGGUCAUGACUUCAGACCAGAUUACAAGCGUUUAAAAAUUCUUCGUGAAAAAUUUCCUAAUGUACCAAUGAUGGCUUUAACUGCAACAGCUACUCAAAGAGUACUGAAAAGUAAACAAAUGGUUGGCAGAGAAGAAGAAUGGCUCAGAGUGGGUUGGUUCAAAGACUCCACUCCCAAUCUUCAAAUUGUUAAAAAUUUUGAAAUUGGAUCGUAA
Molecule: messenger RNA, 1767 nt
Organism: Uloborus diversus
Lineage: Eukaryota; Metazoa; Arthropoda; Arachnida; Araneae; Uloboridae
Product: recQ-like DNA helicase BLM
Exons: 15
Coding region: 1-1767 (588 amino acids)
Biological process (GO): double-strand break repair via homologous recombination; telomere maintenance
Cellular component (GO): nucleus; chromosome; cytoplasm
Molecular function (GO): nucleic acid binding; four-way junction helicase activity; ATP binding
Source: RefSeq, a predicted model, not a curated record